Molecule: messenger RNA, 3194 nt
Organism: Seriola dumerili (greater amberjack)
Lineage: Eukaryota; Metazoa; Chordata; Actinopteri; Carangiformes; Carangidae
Gene: egr3
Product: early growth response 3
Exons: 2
Coding region: 324-1556 (410 amino acids)
Biological process (GO): regulation of transcription by RNA polymerase II
Molecular function (GO): DNA-binding transcription factor activity, RNA polymerase II-specific; RNA polymerase II cis-regulatory region sequence-specific DNA binding
Source: RefSeq, a predicted model, not a curated record
UGUGCAACCAACACCACCACCUCCUCCAUUGAUUCACAGACUUCAAAUUCCCCCACAAGCAGCCCAUCAGCUUCCACAGUGAUCAGAUUAAUAACAACAAUAGCCUGUGAUCACACAGGAGGAGAUAACCGGCGCUGCUCGUCCUCCGCGGGAUACUUGGAUAGCUACAGCAACAGGAUCCAUCCCUGCUCCUCUCUGCUGUCUUUUUUCACGUCUGAUCUACACCUGUGUUUUCCACUUUGAGAACACCCGCUGUUUUUUUGUGUAACUACUUGGAUACCUGCGCGUUGUCCUUUAUAAAUGUCGGACUGAAUAUAACUGCUAUGACAGGGAAACUAGCGGACAAGCUCCCUCUUACCAUGAGCAGUUUAAUAAACACGAUCCCUGACAGUCUCUACCCAGAAGAGGACAUCCCGACGUCUAUGAAUAUUUUCACCAGUACGGAAUCUAUUAACCACUAUUCACAGAUGAACACAGAUAAUAUCAUGGAUCUGGGCAUGGGAAGCGAGAAAGCAACCGCAGAGAUUCAGUAUGGAUCCAGCUUCCAGUCCAACCGCAGCGGGCAGACUGUCACCUAUCUGGGGAAGUUUGCCUUUGACACUCCUCCGUCAGGUGGCAUUGGUGGCUCUGGCUGGUGCUCUGAUAACAAUAUCAUAAGUCUCGUCAGUGCAGGGAUCCUGGGUGUUUCUCCAUCACCCGGCACGGUAACAACGCAGACAUCAUCCUCCGCAGCCAGCAUGGGCGGACAGACGUCAGAUAUGGAACAGGUAUAUGGUCCACCAUUGCCUGCCUAUUCCACAUGCAGUGACCUGUACCAGGAUCAGGUCUCCUUCCACCACAGCCCUGCCACCAGCACGGCUCUAGCCUACCCUGGCAAUGACUAUCACUCCACAUCCAAAGCCUCCAUGGAUGGCAGCCUUUUCUCCAUGAUCCCUGACUACAACCUUUUCCAUCAUCAAGGGGAAGUUGGUGUGAUGGAGCACAAGCCCUUCCAGACCAUGGACCCUAUCCGAGUCAACCCUCCACCCAUCACACCCCUGGAGACCAUCAGAGCGUUCAAAGACAAGCAGCAAAUUCACCCAGGUUUCAUCGGCGGGCAGCAGCACCCUCCUCAGCACCACCCACCACCACAGACUCUCACCCUGAAACCCAUCCGACCACGGAAGUACCCCAACCGUCCCAGCAAAACCCCUGUCCAUGAACGGCCGCAUGCCUGUCCGGCAGAGAACUGUGACAGACGCUUCUCACGCUCAGACGAGCUCACACGUCACCUUCGCAUCCACACAGGUCACAAACCCUUCCAGUGCCGAAUAUGCAUGCGCUCCUUCAGCCGGAGUGACCACCUGACCACACACAUCCGCACACACACGGGCGAGAAACCCUUCUCCUGUGAGUUCUGUGGACGCAAGUUUGCCAGAAGUGACGAGCGAAAGAGACACGCAAAGGUUCACCUGAAACAGAAGGACAAGAAGCCAGCUGACAAGAGCAGUGGGGCAGCUGGGAGCCACAGCUCGCCACCCAGCUCCUGUGGGGGGCCAACAGUGGGAACAUCAUGACCGUCACUACGUGCACUUGGACUGAACCCUCACCAUGCCCCAUAAAGAGACUUAGGAAGAAGGGAUCACGUCCACUAUGAGAUAAAUAGGUGACUUUUUUUCCUCUCUUUUACAUCCCCUGCUCCUUUCGGUUGUAGUCCUUCUAUUUUGAGAUGGAUGCCUUUAGUUUAAUUAAGAGGGGAAAGGCUGCUACGCCCUUCUCUUUCAAGCAACUCAGAGCCUCAGCUACUGUAACACAGUGCCAACACAAAGAAGGGCACCUUGGCACAUUCUGUCCAAAAGGCCACUGUGUAUCUAUAUCUUUAUCUAUACUUUUAGGGUGGAUACACUUUUGUAAAUUUUACUGAGAAUUUCUAAAUUGGACGGAAGCCAGAAUCCAUCAUAAGGGUCGAAACACACAAUUAUAAUGGAGCUUAGCUAAAAGAUGAGCUGUCUGGGAUGUAUGCAUUAAUUUUAUUAGGCUGUUUAAAAGUGCAAUUGGUUAUAUUUGUGUACUGUCAUGGAUACCUUAUUAGUGGCACUUGACUGUCUUUCUGUUGUUUUUGUUGAGGUGUAGUGUUUUUUUUAUUUUCUAUUUGAAUGUUGUUUUCUGAAAAAGAAUGUGCCAAAUGUAAUGUGGUGAUACAGCCAACCUGGUUCAUAUUAUUGUGCCUGACAUUUGCCAAACAUAAAAGUGAUAUCAGCUUAGCACACACGUUGAGUUCAAGGAUUCAAAGAUCAGAUUCAAACACCGUAUCUUAGAUUUAGAUUUACCUGAACAGUUUGGUUAAAUCUAGAUAAUGACAGAAUGGGUCACACAAAGCAAACCAAUGUCUUGUCCUGUUACCUGUACUUAUAAAAGGAAACAUGCCUGCAGCAAUCAAUGCCUUUGCCAAUACUUAUUUAUUUGUAGUCACUGAGAGACACUGUGUAUAUUUGUUGCCUUUUUAUAUGGUGGCUUUUGUGGUGUUACCAGAUAUAAUUUCUGUUGCUUUUUUUUGAAAAGCUCACCAAUACUGUUCAUUCUUUCAGUUUUCUUGAGUUCUGCAAUUAUAUGCAAUAUAUUCAUGACAUGUGUCACCAACCCAUAAAUCAAAUUAUCUAAGAGCACAGUUAGACAGAGUGAACUACUUAAAUAAAUGACACUGGGUUGAAAACCAGGAGUAUAUGAAAGCAAAGAUGAAUAAGGAAAAAGAUGAAUGAGGCCCCAUGUCUGUGCUUCACAGUGUAAAAAGACUCAACUACUUGUUUAAAUCAACAAAAGAUGAGCAACAUAUGGUAGAAGAAAAAUUAAAAUUUCCAAAUCCAUGUUUACAUCUUUUCUAAUACAGAGAGACUGAGACUGAGUUGUAAACUAAGGACUUGUUUUUGUACAGUACAAAUAUGUAUGCAGGUAGCUAUAGUAGAAGUUUCACUUUUGUACUCAAAUGUCAAAUGCACCAUAACUCAGUAUUAAAUUGUGCAUAUAUGUGCAUGCCUUCAUGCACACUAUGUAAAUACAAAUGUCUGCAUAAACAAGAACUUUCAAUUGACUGAAUGCUUGUGCGGAAUGUGUAAAGCUUUUAGUAAUGUAGUUAUAAUACAAAUAUUUUGUUGUCAUAGGUCAUUGCAAAAAUUUUUGUAGCACUAAAAUAGUGCCAAAUAUGGUGUGUUAUCUUC